CACCUUGUCCGUUAUUGUUAGUUGUUAGCGCCGUCACCAUCCAUCAUCAUCCAAUUUCUGUCUCCUGGUAUUCCAUUCUAUUUUUCACCCAUCGUGCAAGGAAGGGAUAUGGCCUUCACUAUAUCCGACUGUGGACUUAGUCGCUUAUCCAUAUUUAAUCGGUACGAAUCGUUUUCUCCCCAAUUCCUCCACCGGAGACCCACCUUGAUUCCGAGCACACAAUCGCCAAGAUUGCCUGUGAUUCAGUGCUCAUUAACAAAUUCCACCGGGGGCAAAACCCUUAAAACAUGCAAGAACUGCAAAACCCAAUUCGACCCUUCUCUCAAUCACCCUAGCGCUUGUCGAUUCCAUACUGCCCAUUUUGGAGGAGAAACAAAGAGGAAGUUUGAGAGUGUUUACUCUGGAGGCACUAUGGAUACUCCUGACUCUGGCAGAGUUUUUCAAUAUUGGCAUUGCUGCGGAUCUGAAGAUCCUUUUGACCCUGGAUGUACUGCUGCACCUCACUCCUCCUAUGAUGAAUGAUGUGGUUGACAAUCUUUUUUCUUCAAACAAUACCGGUUUCUGUUAUUUGGUAUGAAAUUCUUGAUUCUUACUGCUAAGUGCUUUCUAUAUGUAAAGGCUCAAUUGUAUUCUGCUGUCACAAAGGAAUACUGCUGGAGGACAUGUACUUUAGCCAGAGAUAUUUUAUUAUCUUUUUCUGGAAAUAACUGCCUUUAACCAGUAGGAAGCAGUCAUUUCUUUUUUCUUUUGCCCCUAAUCAUGUUUGUUAUCUAUCCCAUGACUCAAUUGACAGGCAGAAAUUUUCAGGUCAUGCCACUAAUUAUAAUAAAAUCAGAUUAAAACCCGUCUC
Molecule: messenger RNA, 850 nt
Organism: Manihot esculenta (cassava)
Lineage: Eukaryota; Viridiplantae; Streptophyta; Magnoliopsida; Malpighiales; Euphorbiaceae
Exons: 2
Coding region: 109-522 (137 amino acids)
Source: RefSeq, a predicted model, not a curated record